GUCCAAUAAGAAACAGUCUUUCGUUCGUUCAUUUUCCUUUUUUUCUGACCGUUCUGACGUGCGCAACGUACAUUUCGAUAUAAAGUAUAGUGGAGGUUGAAUUUUUUUUUCUACAAAAGUUAAGGUACUAGAGAUAAUGGCAGCCCAGUGGAUACGAAAAUCAAUCUCUACGAAAAUUGGCAACGUACGCCUCUACGGCAGCAGUGCACGUAAAUGUACUCUAAUACCAGGAGAUGGAAUUGGUCCUGAAAUUUCCGCUGCCGUGCAGAAGAUAUUCGAUGCUGCUAAGGUACCAAUAGAAUGGGAGUCAGUAGACGUAACACCGGUAAAAGGCCCAGAUGGAAGAUUCGGUAUUCCCCAAGCAGCUAUCGAUUCAGUUAACAGAAAUAAAAUUGGUUUAAAGGGACCUUUAAUGACUCCAAUAGGCAAAGGUCACAGAUCUUUAAAUCUUGCAUUAAGAAAAGAAUUCAAUUUGUAUGCCAAUGUACGACCGUGUCUUUCUUUGGAAGGAUAUAAAACGUUGUAUGAUAAUGUAAACGUAGUUACAAUUAGAGAAAAUACGGAAGGUGAAUAUUCAGGUAUAGAACACGAGAUCGUAGAAGGCGUUGUACAAAGUAUUAAAUUAAUUACGGAAGAAGCGUCAAGUAGGGUAGCUGAAUUUGCUUUCCAAUAUGCUAAGGAUAAUAACAGGAAGAAGGUAACUGCGGUGCAUAAAGCCAAUAUUAUGCGUAUGUCGGAUGGUUUAUUCCUUAGAUGUUGUCGGGAAGCUGCACAAAAAUUUCCAGAAAUUAAAUUCGAAGAAAAGUAUUUGGAUACGGUGUGCUUGAACAUGGUACAAGAUCCGAGUCAGUACGAUGUACUUGUCAUGCCCAACCUUUAUGGUGAUAUCUUAUCAGAUAUGUGUGCCGGACUCGUAGGAGGUCUUGGACUUACUCCUAGUGGAAAUAUUGGCCUUAAUGGUGCUCUCUUCGAAUCCGUACACGGAACGGCGCCUGAUAUUGCUGGUCAAGAUAAAGCUAAUCCAACGGCGUUGUUAUUGUCGUCGGUGAUGAUGUUAAAAUACAUGGGAUUAAACGAUCAUGCCCGAAUCAUAGAACAAUCAGCAUAUGAAACCAUCAAAGAUGCGAAAUAUUUAACCGGUGAUCUUGGAGGAAGUGCUAAAUGUAGUGAAUAUACUAACGAAAUUUGCAAGAAAGUAUCUGCACUGUCUAAAUAAAUUAGCUCAUAGAGAAAAUAACGAAAUACGAACUGCCAAAUACUCGUAGAAAAAAUUUGUGAUCUUUUAAAUGCGGUAACGUUAUUUUGAAUCGACAAAUUUCAUCGUAUCAUAAAUGGAUGCAUAGAAUUCUAUUUAUAUUACUUGUGCUGAAUAUAAAUCUUAUCAAAAUACAAUUUUAAAUCGUAUAAAUAUUUACGUAAAAAUUGAUUUUUAUUAAUUUAAUAGUAUAAAAAAUAAAACAAAAAAAAACAAAUAUCUAAUAAUGUGUACCGAAGAUUUGCCCUAAGUUCGCUAUGGCAUUUAUCUCAUACAUAUAUACAUAGAUAAUUAAAAAUAUGUAUCGCGUUACAUACGACACGUUCAAGUAAACGCGUAAUAUGAUCGCGUAGAUUUUUUAUUCCCACCAAUUGUUACGUAUUGUUUACUGGCAGACAAAGGAUCCUAGUAGACUUUGUAAAGAUUAGUUUGUACAAAUUAAUUAAUGUGUAGAUUCACUCUGUAUUAUACUUUUAAAGAAAAACUGUUAUGCGAAGCGUGUACUAAAUAGAAAAAAAAAUAAAAAUACAAGAUCAAGUUACAGAAGUCGAUAUUGUGCAGUAUUACAGACAAAUAAAAAGUUAAAAAAAAAUAUUAAUAAAUAAAAAAGAAACAUCUUCGAACGGACAAA
Polistes canadensis is the source of this 1886-nucleotide messenger RNA. It is a transcript of the gene Idh3a, whose product is annotated as probable isocitrate dehydrogenase [NAD] subunit alpha, mitochondrial. The transcript is spliced from 6 exons. Gene Ontology annotation, cellular component: mitochondrion. NCBI's taxonomy places the organism in Eukaryota, Metazoa, Arthropoda, Insecta, Hymenoptera, Vespidae. The record is from RefSeq and is a predicted model, not a curated record. Gene Ontology annotation, molecular function: magnesium ion binding; isocitrate dehydrogenase (NAD+) activity; NAD binding. Bases 137 to 1216 code for a protein of 359 amino acids. Gene Ontology annotation, biological process: tricarboxylic acid cycle; isocitrate metabolic process.